AUGGGCUGCGAUGAUAUCUACUCGAUCAACUCGACAACGUACAGGUUUUGCAACAGCAGCUAUUCCCAGCGAUGGUUUGUGGUGGAGUACUACCAAGGCAGGGAGUCGGGGGCCGCCGUCUUCCUCGCGGUCCUCACGGCGGCCGUCAUGUUCGUGCUCGGCAUCAUCCUCGUCGGCCUCAGCCUCCUGGGCCGCCUCUCCGGCCGCGCCGCCCUCAACCCCACCGUCCGCGUCUUCCUCUAUGCGUCCUUCUCCCUCUUCCUCCCCCUCAUGUCCUACAUGUUCUCCCAGGCCAAGGAAGAGGCCGCCAAGCAGAAGAUGCAGAAUCUGGACAGCCUAAGUGCCGGAGAUCUGCCGUUCCGUGCCCAGGUCAUCCUUGUCUGGAUGCUCAGCGUGGAGCUCCUGCGCAAGAAGCUGGAUGCCAUCCUCACUGCCAUGAGCUCGUCCCCGCUGCGCACAGUCCACCACCAGCAGACGCUCUGGGAUGCCAUCGACCAGAUCGUCCGCAUCGCGUGGAUCGGCUAUCUCAUCUACUCGUAUGUGCACGGCAUCCUGGAGCCGGGGUUCAUCAUCCUCUGGGUGCUCACCCUCAUCAAGGCGGCCCAGAGGGUCGCCGCCGUGGAGCUUGCCAAGCGUUCUUUUGCCGUUGGCAAGAACGCACACCUUGUCGUGGGUUACGUCGCUCAGAUGACGGAGGAAGAGGGGAUCCGAAGCGAGCAGCAGACCGGCACAAUGCUUCUGAGGAAGUGCUGGUACCCAGUCAUGGGGGAGGAGAGGCUCAAGAGGCAAGCAGGUCCCGAAGGAUACCGAGUGAAGCUACAAGAGUUGGACGACAAGAAAGACCUCGUCACCGUCGGUGACAUUUGGGAGCUGGCGGAAGGCGACCACCCGACACUGAUGGAUCUCUGCCUCGCCUUCGCGCUCUUUAAGCUGCUGCGUGCAAGGUUCCAGAACUUUCAAGUGGAGGAGGAAGUGGCGGUGAAGAACCGCGACCUCAUCUUCCGUGGCCUCAGCAACAACGAUGAUGCUGGUGGCCAAGGAGCUGAUGAUAGCACCAAUGGCGAUGAUAGAGAUGGCGACGACGACAGCAGCAGCAAACAGCUUGCGGAGAGGGCCUUCCACGUGAUUGAGCUGGAGCUCAAUUUCGUCAUGGAUUACUACCACUCAGUGGUCCCCGUGGUGCUUUGCAGCCCAUGGUUCCUUGUAGGCAACUACUUCUUCGUGUUCUUCAUCGUGGUGAACCAGGCCGUCAUUGCCCUCGUCAUCACCGGCAACGGCGCCCUUCUACCCGUCAUCGGCUGCCUCGCCCGAGACGUCGCCACGCUAUCUCGCCGGGCGAUCGUCCUCUUCAAGUGCCUCGGCCACAAGGUGCUCCAGACCACCAUCGACUUGUUCUCGUCCUUCAACAUCCUGGUGAGCCUCCUGCUCUUCCUCACCUUCCUUGUCAUGGAGGCGUGGGAGUUCGUGGUGUACGUGCUCUCCGACUGGCUCCUGGUGUCCCUGCUGUGCGAGUACGCACGGGCCCAGGUGGCAGUCCUCACGGCGUGCAUCCUCGACCUCCGCCAGCACACGCCGUGGGUGAUCGCCUCCAAGCUGCUGCAGCACCGGUUCCUCGGGAUGCCGUCGGUGCCCGUGCCGAAGGAGGUGAAGCACGCGGUGUUCGCCUCCCUAAGGGCAAAGGGCGGCAGUGGCGAGCCCCUCAGCAAUGGGGUGGCCGUGCUGCACCGCCGUGGCUACCAGCAGCUCCUGUGGGCUUGCGACAGCAGGAGUGUCACCGAGGUCAUCCUCGUCUGGCACAUCGCCACCUGCCUCUUCGAGAUGAAGAACUCAGCUCAGGCGGCGGCUGGGGCUGGGAGGAGCACGGAGGAGACGGUUGGCGCGACACUGUCCAAAUACUGCGCCUACCUGGUGGCCUGUGCGCCGGAGCUCCUCCCGGAGGACCUGGAGGGGUCGAAGCACGUCUACAAGGCCGCGACCCGCGACCUCCAUGGCGCCCUACGCAGGAAGGGGUGCAGGAGCGCAUCGGGGGGCAGGCUGGAGCGGGUGAUGGGCAUCGACGGCCCAGACCCCGACGCGGCGGCGACCAUGGGCGCUGAGCUGGGGAGGCAGCUGCUGGAGGAGUGUGGCUUCGGAGGUGCCAAUGUGGCGCGCGGGUGGCAGCUGCUAGCGCAGCUGUGGACCGAGCUGGUCGUGUACAUCGCGCCCUCCCGUAACAUAGAGGGUCACGCGGAGGCGUUGGCGCAGGGUGGCGAGUUCAUCACGCUGCUAUGGGCUCUGGCCACCCACACCGGCAUCAACCGCUAG
Molecule: messenger RNA, 2304 nt
Organism: Miscanthus lutarioriparius
Lineage: Eukaryota; Viridiplantae; Streptophyta; Magnoliopsida; Poales; Poaceae
Source: the annotation of a GenBank genome assembly